AUGGGAGGCAUCAUGGCUUUUUUGUUGGGAUUUCUACUGUUUUAUAGAUCAGCAGUAAAGAGAAAAACGACCAUUUCAAGGGAGGUUGCGAGAGCUGAAGCAUUGUUGAGCCCUGAAAAAGGUGUAAAGCAGGCAGAGAAAGCCAAAAAUCCAGAUAUAAUUAUUGUUGGAGCUGGUGUGGCUGGUUCUGCUCUUGCUUAUACUCUUGGCAAGGAUGGAAGAAGAGUACAUGUGAUUGAAAGAGACUUGGCUGAGCCUGAUAGAAUUGUUGGAGAACUCCUGCAACCAGGUGGCUACCUCAAACUAAUUGAGUUGGGCCUUCAAGAUUGUGUAGAAGAUACUGAUGCUCAGCAAGUAUUUGGAUAUGCUCUGUACAAGGGUGGGAGAAGUACUAAACUUUCCUAUCCGCUGGAAAACCUUGAAUCAUAUGUGUCUGGAAGAAGCUUUCAUAAUGGACGUUUCAUUCAAAGGAUGCGAGAAAAAGCUUCUUCCCUACCCAAGUAA
Molecule: messenger RNA, 504 nt
Organism: Hevea brasiliensis (rubber tree)
Lineage: Eukaryota; Viridiplantae; Streptophyta; Magnoliopsida; Malpighiales; Euphorbiaceae
Product: squalene monooxygenase SE1-like
Exons: 3
Coding region: 1-504 (167 amino acids)
Biological process (GO): sterol biosynthetic process
Cellular component (GO): endoplasmic reticulum
Molecular function (GO): squalene monooxygenase activity
Source: RefSeq, a predicted model, not a curated record